This is a messenger RNA of Syngnathoides biaculeatus (alligator pipefish), 3039 nucleotides long. RefSeq names its product potassium voltage-gated channel, shaker-related subfamily, member 4 (gene kcna4). The coding region runs from base 1 to 2055 and encodes 684 amino acids. The record is from RefSeq and is a predicted model, not a curated record. Gene Ontology annotation, cellular component: membrane; voltage-gated potassium channel complex. The transcript has a single exon. Gene Ontology annotation, molecular function: potassium ion binding; delayed rectifier potassium channel activity; protein binding. Gene Ontology annotation, biological process: potassium ion transmembrane transport; protein homooligomerization. NCBI's taxonomy places the organism in Eukaryota, Metazoa, Chordata, Actinopteri, Syngnathiformes, Syngnathidae.
AUGGAGUUUGCGAUGGUGGGAGCGGACGGGGGGUGCAACAGUCACAUGCCGUACGGCUAUGCCCAAGCCCGCGCCCGGGAGAGGGAGCGAGAGAGGGAGCGCCAGGCGGCCCAGUCCAGAGCGGCUGCCGCGGCGGCGGCGGCCGAGAGCGGAUCCGGAGCGGAUGGCGGAGGCGUCGGCUGUGAGGGGUCUUCCUCUUCAUCCACCAGCUCAUCGGGCGCGCAUCUCCUUAACAACCGUCAGCAUCCGUCUCGCGCCGCCUCCUCCAGCGCGAACAUCAGCAGCUCCUCCUCCUCUUCCUCCUCCUCCUUCUCUCAGGAUCCCGAGAAGCAGAGACUCCUCAGAGAGCGCAAAAAGCAACGCGGCGUCGGACGCUGGAGACGCAGCCGUACCACUCUCGGCGGGGAUCUGCGCCACUCCGAACUGGCGUUGCUCGGAUCCGAGGAGGACAUCAUGAUCGAAGAGGAAGAGUGCGCCGAGGACGACGAGGAGGACGACGAGGAGGAGCGAGUAACCAAGCGCUCCAGUUUUUUGUGCCACAUGGAUGACGAUGAUGAUGAUGAGGAGGAGGAGGAGGAGGGCGACGACGAGACCGUCUCGAUGACCGACAGACGUCCUCAGUCCGGAUAUGCCAAUGUUUACAGUGAGUUGGGCUGCUGCGAGAGAGUUGUUAUCAACGUGUCGGGGCUCAGGUUUGAAACUCAGCUCAAGACUCUCACUCAGUUCCCUGACACACUCCUGGGGGACCCAGAAAAGCGCAUCCGGUACUUCGACCCGUUGAGGAAUGAGUACUUCUUUGAUCGCAACAGACCGAGUUUUGACGCUAUUCUGUAUUAUUACCAGUCUGGGGGGCGCUUGAAAAGACCCGCCAAUGUCCCUUUUGACAUUUUCUCAGAGGAGGUGAAGUUUUAUGAACUCGGAGAGGAGGCCAUCCUGAAGUUUCGAGAGGAUGAGGGUUUUGUUAAAGAGGAAGAGAAGCCUCUGCCAGAGGAUGAGUUCAAGCGCCAAAUCUGGCUGCUGUUCGAGUACCCUGAGAGCUCCAGCCCGGCUCGAGGCAUCGCGGUGGUGUCCGUGCUGGUCAUCGUCAUCUCCAUCGUCAUCUUCUGCCUGGAGACGUUGCCUGAGUUCAGGGACGACAAAGAGUACUCGCAGCCCCGGCACAAUUCCACGCAGCCAGAGCGCGGCUUUACCCCGUUCAACGACCCUUUUUUCAUCGUGGAGACUGUGUGCAUCAUUUGGUUCUCCUUUGAGAUCGUGGUGCGCUUUUUUGCGAGCCCCAGUAAAACGGCGUUCUUCAAGAACAUCAUGAACUCAAUUGACAUUGUUUCCAUUCUGCCUUACUUCAUCACCCUGGGCACAGACCUGGCGCAGCACCAGGGCAACGGGCAGCAGGCCAUGAGCUUCGCCAUCCUGAGAAUCAUCCGCCUGGUCCGGGUGUUUCGCAUCUUCAAACUGUCCAGACACUCGAAGGGCCUCCAGAUCCUGGGUCACACUCUGCGUGCCAGCAUGCGGGAGCUCGCGCUGCUCAUCUUCUUCCUGGUCAUCGGUGUUAUCCUCUUCUCGAGCGCUGUUUACUUCGCCGAGGCGGACGAGCCCACCUCUCAGUUCACCAGCAUCCCGGAUGCCUUCUGGUGGGCCGUAGUGACGAUGACCACAGUGGGCUACGGGGACAUGAAGCCCAUCACCGUGGGUGGCAAGAUCGUGGGCUCUCUGUGCGCUAUCGCUGGCGUCCUAACUAUCGCGCUCCCGGUGCCGGUCAUCGUUUCCAACUUCAAUUACUUUUAUCACCGCGAGACCGACAACAACGAAGACCAGGCGCAACCGGUGGUCCAGAGCAUGCCACCCGGAUGCCCCUACUUCCCGGACUUUUUGCGCCAACUGAAAGGCUCGCCGUCCGGCUCUUCACUGGGCGACAAAGCCGAGUACAUGGAGAUGGAAGAAGGGGUGACGGAGUCCCUGUGCGGCCUUGACAAGAGCCCCAGUAAAGGCAACAACGGAACAGACAUAAGCAGAAGGAACAGUACAAACUCCAAAUCUAUUCAGACUGACGUGUGAUUACAAAUAUUUUUCUUUUUGUUUUCAUUUCCUGGAGGAAAAAAUAACAAUCCUACAUAUGUAUUGUUAGUCACCCAAACAAGUUUGACGCACGGGCCAUGCAGAGCUCCCCCACCACCCAACUCCUUUUUUCCUCCUCCUCUCUACAAGCGCUUAGAGGUCACCGUGGUUAGAGGGUCACACACAGCUUGGCCACAUCAGGAAGACCGAUAAUCUCGAAUGGCUCAUUGAUUUAGACUUUUGCUGGCUUCCAAAUUAGACAUAUGACAUUAUCGAAAAGAUAGGCUCUGCACUCGCACUUUAUGAUUUUAAUCUAUCAACAGCAGGAAUAAUUAUCGAUAGUCAAUUUGUUCGUAUACAAUAUAGCCACGUUUUGUUUGCACUCAAGAGGAAUUUGUGCUGGAAUAACAUAUUUUUUUAAAAACAACUAGCUAUUGUUCCACUAUUUAACAAAACAUUCAUACAGACUUUUUGAAAACGUUUCAAUAUUCUGAACCCCUGCCAAUGAAAAGGACUCCCUUACCCUAAUUGACAACUUCAUGCAAAUUCAUUAUUAGUUUACACUCUUCUUGGAUCUCCAAGCAUGUAUAAAGUGGAGCUCAAUGAAAGGGCGGUGCAUUUAGCAGUCAUCACGUAAACCAGGGCUAGAAAUACUCAUGUUGUACUGUGCACCCAUGAUGAGAGCUAAGCACAGAAUCAGGAGGUAGGAUUUUUCCCUCCAUCUUUUUGAAUGGAUAGGCCUCAAGAUAUGACAUCAGUGUCACCAAAUACAUUUACUGUAAGUCACCCCCCAAACAAUAAUAUCCCUUUACAUGGACCCGAACGGAAUGCUGAAGCAAAAAAAAAAAAAAAAAAGACUCCAUUGAAGAAACUCCUUGUGAGCAGGUUGUGAGCAACUUCCCAAUGUUAGCUGGAUUGGUGUACAUUUUUCUUUCUCAUUUUUUUUAAUACUCAAGAGGACACUAACUAUCUCAUCAGAAUGUG